AUGACAAAAAAUGGCUACAAACUCAAGAAAAACAGGAUUUUUGUUAAUUUUGAUCUAACCACCAAAGAACAAGAAAGAAAAUGUGAAGUUCAAGAGAAAGUCAAUGCAAAAGAAUUAAAAGAUGGCAUUUUUAAUAUUGAUGCUAAUGUAAAAACCCUACAUGAUAACCUCUCGAGUGACAAUCUUGUAAAUUUAGUUAAAAAGGAGGUAGAUGGAUUAUUCUCAAAAUUCAAUGAUAUGUUUACCAUUUUGAUGAAUGAUCUGCAACUCAUGGUUGACAACAAGGUGAAAGUGCUCCAAGACGCUGUUCAGAAUACCGUUAAAUCUACUUCAGAUGCAAACGCAGAUAAUAUUAAAACAUGUGUUACAAAUAUGUUUGAAUCCAUUAGUAAAAACGAUGUCCCAAAUCAAAGCAAAAGGUCAUAUGCUAAUAUUGCUACUGGUUCAACCUUCAUCGUAACUCCAAAGAAUUCUGAACAAGAUUCGAUCAGCACCAAAUCGGAGAUCCUCAAUAAAAUUAAUCCAGUGAAAGAAGAUUUAAAAGUUACUCAAGUAAGAAAUUUAAGCAAAGGUGGUAUUGCUAUACGAUGUGAAAACGAAAACUUCAAGCAAUUAGUUAAUACAAAAUUAGAUAAUAAGUACUCUGUGAAGGAAGUUACCCCUCUAAACCCUAGAGUUAGAAUUGUUGGUUUGUCUGAAAAGUAUGAUGAUGAAGUUUUUCUAAAUUAUCUUAAAGUUCAAAAUAAAUCAGUAGUAUCCGUGGACAGCAAAUGUGAUUUAAUAUCAAUACAAUCUCUGAGAAAUAAUAAUAAAGUUUUUCAAGCUGUUGUACAGGUUGAUAUAAAAAUAAAUAUUAUCCCGCCUGAGGUAGAUACGCAAAGGGAAGAAGAAGACGUCGAUGACAAUGAUAUGGGAAUUGUCACUUUUCCCAGAGAUGUUCCUGGAGAAGUAGAAGUCCAAUAUUCCUCAGACGAUGAUACGCUUUUACUUGAAGGUCCUGUGAGAAAAGGAGCCGCUUUGAAAGACAACGCGAUCGCUCGCCUAGCGGCUCGCGAUCUAAUUUCUUCAAAAAAAAAAACAGAGAAAAACAGAGAAAAACAGAGAAAAACAGAGAAAAACAGAGAAAAACAGAGAAAAAUAGAGAAAAACAGAGAAAAACAGAGAAAAACAGAGAAAAACAGAGAAAAACAGAGAAAAACAGAGAAAAACAGAGAAAAACAGAGAAAAACAGAGAAAAACAGAAAAAACAGAGAAAAUAGAGAAAAACAGAGAAAAACAGAAAAAAAACAGAGAAAAACAGAGAAAAACAGAGAAAAACAGAGAAAAACAGAGAAAAACAGAGAAAAACAGAGAAAAACAGAGAAAAACAGAGAAAAACAGAGAAAAACAGAGAAAAACAGAGAAAAACAGAGAAAAACAGAGAAAAACAGAGAAAAACAGAGAAAAACAGAGAAAAACAGAGAAAAACAGAGAAAAACAGAGAAAAACAGAGAAAAACAGAGAAAAACAGAGAAAAACAGAGAAAAACAGAGAAAAACAGAGAAAAACAGAGAAAAACAGAGAAAAGCAGAGAAAAGCAGAGAAAAGCAGAGAAAAGCAGAUAAAAGCAGAGAAAAACAGAGAAAAACAGAGAAAAACAGAGAAAAACAAAGAAAAACAAAGAAAAACAAAGAAAAACAAAGAAAAACAAAGAAAAACAAAGAAAAACAAAGGAAAACAGAGAAAAACAGAAAAAACAGAGAAAAACAGAAAAAAAAAAACUUAGAAAAACAGAGAAAAACAGAGAAAAACAGAGAAAAACAGAGAAAAACAGAGAAAAACAGAGAAAAACAGAGAAAAACAGAGAAAAACAGAGAAAAACAGAGAAAAACAGAGAAAAACAGAGAAAAACAGAGAAAAACAGAGAAAAACAGAGAAAAACAAAGAAAAACAGAGAAAAACAGAGAAAAACAGAAAAAAACAGAGACAAACAGAGACAAACAGAGAAAAACAGAAGAAGAAAAAAAAACAGAGAAAAACAGAGAAAAAAACAAAGAAAAAACAGAGAAAAACAGAGAAAAACAGAGAAAAAACAGAGAAAAAACGUAG
This is a messenger RNA of Psylliodes chrysocephalus, 2088 nucleotides long. The record is from the annotation of a GenBank genome assembly. Lineage: Eukaryota; Metazoa; Arthropoda; Insecta; Coleoptera; Chrysomelidae.